Messenger RNA from Echinops telfairi (small Madagascar hedgehog), 1409 nucleotides. RefSeq names its product transcription factor AP-2 alpha (gene TFAP2A). The transcript has 7 exons. Gene Ontology annotation, biological process: regulation of transcription by RNA polymerase II; regulation of cell population proliferation; anatomical structure development. Lineage: Eukaryota; Metazoa; Chordata; Mammalia; Afrosoricida; Tenrecidae. The record is from RefSeq and is a predicted model, not a curated record. Gene Ontology annotation, cellular component: nucleus. Gene Ontology annotation, molecular function: RNA polymerase II transcription regulatory region sequence-specific DNA binding; DNA-binding transcription factor activity, RNA polymerase II-specific. The coding region runs from base 54 to 1349 and encodes 431 amino acids.
CCAGCGUGGCUGGGUCUUUUCCGCCCUGACUCGUUAGCCCAGACUCCGCGCAGAUGUUAGUUCACAGUUUUUCAGCGAUGGACCGCCACGACGGCACCAGCAACGGGACGGCACGGUUGCCCCAGCUGGGCACUGUAGGUCAAUCUCCCUACACGAGUGCCCCGCCGCUGUCCCACACCCCCAAUGCCGACUUCCAGCCCCCCUACUUCCCCCCGCCCUACCAGCCCAUCUAUCCCCAGUCGCAAGAUCCUUACUCCCACGUCAACGACCCCUACAGCCUGAACCCCCUGCACGCUCAACCGCAGCCGCAACACCCGGGCUGGCCGGGCCAGAGGCAGAGCCAGGAGUCUGGGCUUCUGCACACGCACCGGGGGCUGCCCCACCAGUUGUCGGGCCUGGACCCUCGCAGGGAUUACCGACGGCACGAGGACCUUCUGCACGGCCCACACGGGCUCGGCUCAGGACUCGGAGACCUCCCUAUCCAUUCCUUACCUCACGCCAUCGAGGACGUCCCGCAUGUAGAAGACCCGGGUAUUAACAUCCCAGAUCAAACUGUAAUUAAGAAAGGCCCCGUGUCCCUGUCCAAGUCCAACAGCAACGCAGUGUCCGCUAUUCCUAUUAACAAGGACAACCUCUUCGGCGGCGUGGUGAACCCCAACGAAGUCUUCUGUUCAGUUCCGGGUCGCCUCUCGCUCCUCAGCUCCACCUCGAAGUACAAGGUCACGGUGGCGGAAGUACAGCGGCGCCUCUCCCCACCCGAGUGUCUGAACGCGUCGCUGCUGGGCGGAGUACUGCGGAGAGCGAAGUCUAAAAAUGGAGGAAGGUCUUUGAGAGAAAAACUGGACAAGAUAGGAUUAAACCUGCCAGCAGGGAGACGUAAAGCUGCUAACGUCACACUGCUCACGUCACUGGUGGAGGGAGAAGCCGUCCACCUAGCCAGGGACUUUGGAUACGUGUGUGAAACUGAAUUUCCUGCCAAAGCGGUAGCUGAAUUUCUCAACCGGCAACAUUCCGAUCCUAAUGAGCAAGUGACAAGAAAAAACAUGCUCCUGGCUACAAAACAGAUAUGCAAAGAGUUCACAGACCUGUUGGCGCAGGACCGCUCUCCCCUGGGGAACUCCAGGCCCAAUCCCAUCCUGGAGCCCGGCAUCCAGAGCUGCUUGACCCACUUCAACCUCAUCUCCCAUGGCUUCGGCAGUCCGGCCGUGUGCGCUGCCGUCACGGCCCUGCAGAACUAUCUCACGGAGGCCCUCAAGGCCAUGGACAAAAUGUACCUCAGUAACAACCCCAACAGCCACACGGACAACAGCGCCAAAAGCGGUGACAAAGAAGAGAAGCACAGGAAGUGAGGCGUGUGGCCUGCCAGCACCUCACCAGCCCUGGUACCCACCUGCCCUCCAGCCCCCACU